This is a messenger RNA of Meyerozyma guilliermondii ATCC 6260, 4971 nucleotides long. RefSeq lists its product as uncharacterized. NCBI's taxonomy places the organism in Eukaryota, Fungi, Ascomycota, Pichiomycetes, Serinales, Debaryomycetaceae. Gene Ontology annotation, cellular component: plasma membrane; 1,3-beta-D-glucan synthase complex. Gene Ontology annotation, molecular function: 1,3-beta-D-glucan synthase activity. The transcript has a single exon. Bases 1 to 4971 code for a protein of 1656 amino acids. Gene Ontology annotation, biological process: (1->3)-beta-D-glucan biosynthetic process; fungal-type cell wall polysaccharide biosynthetic process. The record is from RefSeq and is a predicted model, not a curated record.
AUGAGCUUAAAUCUGGAUCUCGACUCAUUCCUUACCUGUCCAGGCUAUGAAACUUUACCGGUUGAAGAUGAACGUAUUUUAUCAGAUGAUGAUAUAGUCGAAAUCUUCAACACAGUAGGAGAUGUGUUCAUCUUUCAGGGAGAUAAUGUGAGAAAUGUGUACGAUCUCUUCAUGUCCCAACUAAACUCUCGCGCUAGCAGGUCUUCUUUUUACGUUGCUUUGACUACAAUACAUCGAGACUACGUUGGAACCUCUUCAAACUACAGGAAAUGGCUCAAGGCAGCUUGCAAACAAGAUGGGAGUGAUGGGCCCGAAAGGAUAAUUAAAAACGAAAACAUUAAUACAGCUUGCAAGAUGUACGUAACUGAAGUUGCCUUGUACCUCUUAAUAUGGGGAGAAGCCAGCAAUAUCAGAUUCAUGCCAGAAUGCAUUUGCUUCAUUUACAAGUGCUGUCUCGACUACUAUAUGGCAGAGGACAGGAUCACGAUUGCAAAACCAUUUCUUGACCACACGAUUGUACCUUUGUUUGAAUUCUUGAGGGAACAACAAUACAAACUAAAAGACGGAAACUGGAUUCGGAGAAGGCGGGACCAUGCUCGUAUCAUAGGAUACGACGAUAUGAAUCUGUUUUUCUGGUAUAAUGAAAACCUCCAGAAAUUAGUGGUCGAUUCGGGCAGGCUCUAUGAUAUGGCUGCACUGGACCGAUACCCAUGCUUUGACAAAAUUGAUUGGAACAAAGCUUUCUUCAAAUCCUACAGGGAAGUACGCACCUGGUCUCACCUUUUGACCAACUUCAGUAGGGUAUGGAUUACACACUUGACAAUGUUCUGGUACUUUACCAGUUGCAAUUCACUCUCAUUGUACACAAAAGAAUACAGCCCAGAGUACGACAACACGCCUCCACCUCAUGUUAUUUGGUCAGUGGUUUCAUUAGGUGGAGUAUUAGCAUCGACAAUUGCCCUUGUGAGUUGCAUGAUGGAACUUAGAUUCGUACCAAGAAAGUUUCCAGGAGCGCCAUCUGUAUUGGGAAGAAGUUUACUUCUCAUGGCUCUUCUGGCCUUGAAUCUUGGACCGUCCUUUUAUCUUUUGUGGAUAUUGCCUGCUGAUGUCUAUUCAAGGUCGGGUCACCUAAUAGGGAUCAUUCAGUUUGGGAUUUCUGCUGCCACUUUCCUAUACCUAGUGCUUGUUCCUCCCGCACAAUACUUCUCUUGCAUACUUCCAUCCCAGCCCAAUUCACAUCAUGCUUUUACUUCAGACUUCCAAAAACUCCCCACGAGAACCAAGGCAGUUUCUGCUUCACUAUGGGUUCUGGUAUUCACCUUGAAAUUCUUGGAGUCGUAUUUUUUCUUGACAUUAUCUGUCAAGGAUCCAGUCAAGGUUCUAUCCCAUUUGAGAAUGACUAGGUGUCAUGGUGAUUCCAUAUUGGGUACACUUUCGUGCCGUUAUCAGCCCACAAUAACGCUUGCGUUUAUAUUCGUCACUGAUUUGGUACUUUUCUUCCUUGAUACGUACUUGUGGUACGUUCUCUGCACUUGCAUGCUUUCCAUAGUAAUUGCCAUAAAGAAUGGCAAUUCUAUAUUUACGCUGUGGAAGUCGGUGUUUUCCCAGCUACCGGAAAGGUUGAUAUCCAAAACAGUCAACGUUGACAGCGUGGGAGACGCAAUAGUGGCAGCCAGCCACAUGUGGAAUGCUAUUGUGUACUCCAUGUAUCGAGACCACUUGAUAUCAGUUGACCAAGCCUCAGCAUUAAUGUAUCAACUCCCCGAUACGGACUUUGUUCAAAGUUCAGCUGAUGUUAAGGCACCUAUUAACUUCUUCAGUCACAAUCAUGCUAUCCACUCGGAUGAAUACUUUCCUCAAUUAGGUGAAGCAAAGAGACGAAUCUCAUAUUUUGCACAAUCGUUAAGUUCGCCUCUCUGUAACGCAGAUUUCACCACAGACGCUUGUCCAGCAUUCACCGUAUUGAUCCCACACUAUUCAGAAAGUAUACUUCUUAGCAUCGAAGAGGUGAUCAGAAGAUCUAAGCAAACCCAGAUCACCUUGCUUGACUACCUCAAGAGUUUACUGAGCUCGGACUGGACGAAUUUCGUUCGAGACACUAGAGUCGCUGACGAUGAAAAGUUCGGUUGUAGGUUUCCAAUUCCUCUAACUUCGGAAGGUACAACAGACUAUGAUAAUUUGCCUUAUGAGUAUUACGGUUUCAAAUUCGCAGACCCGGAAAGUACUUUAAGAACAAGGAUAUGGGCAUCCUUACGCUCUCAAACUUUAUACCGAACAGUUUCCGGCUUCAUGAAUUAUAGACAUGCGCUUGCCGAAUUAUACAAAGCGGAGCACGAAGAUUGCAUCAACCACAUUCAUCAUUUGACUUUUGAAGACGAAUUGAAAGCACUCAUAGAAUCUAAAUUUACAUUGCUAGUGUCGAUACAACGACACAGCAAAUUCUCAGAGUCAGAAAUGCAAUCGUUCGAAAUCAUGGCUCAAAAUUUCCCCACAAUGAAAAUAUCAGUUCUCGAGGAGAUCAAAGAGGGCGACAAACUGGUUCAUUAUUGCUCACUAUUGGACUUGGCCAAAAAAGACGAAAGUAGCCAAUAUGGCAGAAAAUUCAAAAUCAGGCUUCCUGGGUAUCCUAUUUUGGGAGACGGCAAGUCUGACAAUCAGAACACAAGUGCAGUGUUCUAUCGAGGAGAGUACAUUCAAGUCGUAGAUUCCAACCAAGACAACUACUUGGAAGAAUGUUUGAAAAUCAAGUCAAUGUUGUCUGAGUUUGAGGAGCUAAAUUUGGCACCAGUAAGAGGAACAUCCAUGACCAGACCUCCAGUUGCAAUUGUUGGCGCUCGAGAGUAUAUCUUUUCGGAGCAAGUUGGCGCCCUUGGAGAUAUCGCAGCAGGUAAAGAACAAACUUUCGGAACUAUGUUUGGUCGAGCACUAGCUUUCAUGGAAGGCAAGUUACAUUAUGGCCAUCCCGAUUUCGUAAACGGGAUCUUCAUGUGCACUAGAGGCGGACUUUCCAAGGCGCAACGUUCACUUCAUUUGAAUGAGGACAUUUAUGCUGGCAUGAAUGCAAUUGCUCGUGGAGGAAGAAUAAAGCAUGCCGACUAUUUUCAGUGUGGAAAAGGCCGUGAUUUGGGGUUCAAUACAAUCUUGAACUUUACUAGCAAAAUCGGGGCAGGCAUGGCUGAACAAACGCUAUCUCGUGAGCAGUUUUAUUUUGGAACUCGGUUACCUACCGAUCGCUUGUUUUCCUUCUUUUAUGCACAUGUUGGGUUUCACAUUAACAAUGUGCUCAUAAUACUCUCGAUUCAUUUAUUCCUGAUAUUCCUCUUUAACAUAGGAAGUCUUCGAAAUGAGAGCAUUGUCUGUGAUACCACAAGUGGACUCACUGAGCCUACUCCCAUAGGCUGUUACAAUAUCAAGCCAGCAAUUGAUUGGAUCAGUCGCUACGUUCUUUCAGUCAUAAUAUGUUUCUUUCUCUCGUUCACGCCAUUGGUGAUGCAAGAGUUUAUUGAACGAGGAGUGUUGAAAACCGCUAAAAGAAUCUUUUUCCACUUAAUUUCACUUUCGCCGUUAUUCGAAGUAUUUGUUUGUCAAGUAUACGCAAGUGCAUUCGUGGAUAAUCGGUCGUAUGGUGGUGCCAGAUACAUUAGCACUGGCAGAGGAUAUGCCAUAUCUCGAAUUUCUUUCGCCACGCUUUAUUCGAGGUACGCAUCGUUAUCAAUUUAUUGGGGCUCACGCUUAAGUUUGAUAAUCAUCUUUGCGUGCAGCACAGUAUGGCAGAUAUCCUUGUUGUGGUUUUGGAUCACUUGCUUAUCCUUGUGCCUUUCACCGUUCAUUUUUAAUCCACAUCAAUUUGACCGAACGGAGUUCUUCCUUGAUUAUAGAGAGUACCUUAGAUGGCUUGGGAGAGGGAACUUUUCUCGAUGCCGUAACUCUUGGGUCCGCCACGUUCGGUUUCAAAUAAUAAAGCUGACUGGGCUCAAAGGACCUGGAAGUAACGAGCUGGAAGACUUAGUUCACCCAAUCUCCAAGUUCAGGUUCGCUAUAUGGAAUUUGGCCAAGGCUAUUCUCAACGUUUUGAGCUUCUUGGCUCCGUACAUGUUCUUGAACUCACAAAAUGGAGUAGCUGAGCCAUCAAAAGUCAAUCCUUUGAUGCGGGUAGCUGUGAUCGUUGCAAUCCCACUAAUCAGCAACAUCAUAAUAUUAGUUGUGCUCUUUGGUAUCUCCAUUCUUCUAGGAUCUAUGAUAAGAAACAAGCGUUUCGCGGAUACUAUUGCAGCAGUUGCUCAUAUCUGGUCAAUCUUGGCACAUGUAAUUGUCAUCGAAAUAACCUGGUACAUCCAUUCAUGGAAUCUUCCACGCAGUUUGGCGUGUAUCUGUCUUGUGAUCACCAUUCAGCGGUACUUGAUGAAGCUUGUGCUAAGUAUGUGUAUUUCCAAAGAGUCAGACAGGUUGGAAGCCAAUUCUGCUUGGUGGUCAGGGCGAUGGAUUCAACACCAUCUAGGAUGGCACAUCUUAUCGCAGCCAUUCCGAGAAUUAGGAUUGAAGUUAGUCGAGCUAAACUUCUUUGCAUUUGACUUUCUUCUAGGGCAUGUCUUGUUUUGCUGCUUGAGCACCAUGCUCUUUAUCCCGUAUAUUGGUCAAUUACACUCGUUGAUGAUGUUUUGGUUUGUUCGUCACAACUCAUUGAAUGUGAGUGGAACACAGCACUUGCAUAGUCGACAAAGGAAGCGCCAACGAAAACAGGCGUGGAGAUAUUUUUUCGUAUUCAUUGGAAUCCUAGUGGGCAUAUCAGCAUUACUUGUUGCUCCGUAUCUUUUGAGAAAAUACUGGGAAUUCUUGGAUAAGUCGAUUCCUACCUUUGCGCAGCCAUUGUUCCAGCCUAGCAACCAGGAUCAAAAUGAUACAGGACCCAGAGCACCUUCGAGCUUCUGGAGCAAAAAACCACCUCCAGCAACAUGGUCUACCAUAUGGUGA